Messenger RNA from Suncus etruscus (white-toothed pygmy shrew), 1610 nucleotides. It is a transcript of the gene GPR45, whose product is annotated as G protein-coupled receptor 45. The record is from RefSeq and is a predicted model, not a curated record. Gene Ontology annotation, molecular function: G protein-coupled receptor activity. Lineage: Eukaryota; Metazoa; Chordata; Mammalia; Eulipotyphla; Soricidae. The coding region runs from base 96 to 1388 and encodes 430 amino acids. Gene Ontology annotation, biological process: G protein-coupled receptor signaling pathway. The transcript has a single exon. Gene Ontology annotation, cellular component: membrane.
CUCUUUGAUGCUUUUCUUGGCUCUAGGCUACCAAGCAUGAUUGGACGAAGCUGUGGAUGCAGCGGGGUUUCCCAGAGCCUGUGAGCCUGUGAUGGAUGAAACUUCCCAUCUGGGCUAGAGCCCUCAAGACAGACACUUCUCUGGGCUGCCUAGUGUGCAGGAACCACAGGAGCCUGUGGGCGGGGGGAUGCAGGGAGCAGUCCCUAACCCCCGGGGCGCUGUCGGAGCCUUUCUGGAACAUCUGGACGAGCUCCCAGCGUCUGUCUGCAAUGGCCUGUAACGGUACAGCCCUGGAAACCUAUGAAGCCCUGCUGCUGAAUGGCCCCAACGGGUCAGACUCCGAGGUGACCACCCCCUCGGCCCCACUGAGGAUCUCACUGGCUGUGCUCAUGUUGCUGAUGAUGGUGGUAGGGUUCCUGGGCAACACCGUGGUGUGCGUCAUAGUGUACCAGAGGCCGGCUAUGCGUUCGGCCAUUAACCUGCUGCUGGCCACACUGGCCUUCUCGGACAUCAUGCUGUCCCUGUGCUGCCUGCCCUUCACGGCCGUCACUUUGCUUACCGUCCAGUGGCGCUUCGGGGACCGCUUCUGCCGCCUGUCUGCCACCUUGUACUGGUUCUUCGUGCUCGAGGGAGUGGCCGUGCUGCUCAUCAUCAGCGUGGACCGCUUCCUCAUUAUCGUGCAGCGCCAAGACAAGCUGAACCCGCGCAGAGCCAAGGUCAUCAUCGCCGUGUCCUGGGCUCUGUCCUUCUGCCUGUCGGCCCCGUCGCUGGCUGGCUGGACCCUGGUGGAGGUGCCGGCACGGGCGCCCCAGUGCGUGCUGGGCUACUCCGAGUCCCGGGCAGGCCGUGCCUACGUGGUGACCUUGGCCGUGGCCGUGUUCUUCGUGCCCUUCGGCGUCAUGCUCUGCGCCUACCUGUGCAUCCUGCACACGGUGCGCAGAAACGCCCUGCGCGUGCACAACCAAUCUGACAGCCUGGAUUUGCGGCACUUGCCCCGGGCCGGCCUGCGGCGUCUGCAGCGGCAGCAGCAGGCCAGCCUGGAUCUGAGCUUCAAGACUAAGGCCUUCACCACCAUCCUCAUCCUCUUCGUGGGCUUCUCGCUCUGCUGGCUGCCGCACACCAUCUACAGCCUCCUGUCUGUGUUCAACCGGAGCUUCUACUGCAGCUCCUCCUUCUACACUGCCAGCUCCUGCGUGUUGUGGCUCAGCUACCUCAAGUCCGUCUUCAACCCCAUCGUCUACUGCUGGAGGAUCAAGAAGUUCCGCGAGGCCUGUCUCGACCUGCUGCCUCCCACCUUCCAAUUCCUCCCCAAAGUGCCUGAGCGCAUCCGGAGGAGAAUCCAGCCCGGCACCAUCUACGUGUGCAGCGAGAACCAGUCUGCCGUGUAGGGGACUGUUUUUGCACCCCUGCCCCUCUGGCUGCCACGUCCCUCCCUGUCAGCAUGGGCUGUGGCCACACAAGUCCCGAAUGUGCAGCGACUUAGGAACAGCUGUGAUGGGUCAGGGAUGGUGAGGACCGAGUGGGGCUGGAAGAGGAGCAGAAGUGGGGUGGGGAAGGGGAAGAACAGAAAAAUCAAGGGAGGAGAAACAGCUUGGGGUGAAUAUGCUUAU